Neofelis nebulosa (Clouded leopard) is the source of this 2047-nucleotide messenger RNA. It is a transcript of the gene GALR2, whose product is annotated as galanin receptor 2. NCBI's taxonomy places the organism in Eukaryota, Metazoa, Chordata, Mammalia, Carnivora, Felidae. Gene Ontology annotation, molecular function: galanin receptor activity. Gene Ontology annotation, biological process: adenylate cyclase-modulating G protein-coupled receptor signaling pathway; negative regulation of adenylate cyclase activity; positive regulation of cytosolic calcium ion concentration. Gene Ontology annotation, cellular component: membrane. The transcript is spliced from 2 exons. Bases 823 to 1989 code for a protein of 388 amino acids. The record is from RefSeq and is a predicted model, not a curated record.
CCUCCUGGCCUUGUAGGAAAAUGCUCCUGGUGCAUGGGACUCUGCUGUUUAGUAUUUCCUUCAUGUUUUCCCUUUUUGGAUAUCUGACUGGGGCAAGGAGACAGAGAGGAAUUUGAUUCACUGAGAUUCAACGAACGGGCUUCAGUUCACACAUCUCAUUCCAUGCUCCCCAGAGCCCUCCCGGAAGGGACUAUGAUCCCAUGUUACAGCUGAAGAAACUGAGGCACAGCGCCAAGGGCAGAAACUGACACACAGAAGGGGGGCGGCAGUGCCGUCCCCCUAACCGGAUGGGGAAAGCCGAGUCCCCUCCGCCCACCUCCGCCUCUUGUCACCUCCUCCCCACCCCUUAGGGGCCCCCGAGGACGCCCCCAGCCAGCCCCGGGGAGGCCUGGAGCGCCGGCCAGACUGCAGGGCGAGGUAUGCGUGGUCCCAGGCGCGCGCUCCCGGCCCCACGGCGCGCCCGCAGGCCCCAGGGGCCGGUCCCCCCACCACUCCCGCGCACGGCCCGGAGGUCAGUUCCUCUCUCGGCGCGACACCGGCCGGCUGGGUGCUGGAGCGCGCCGACGGGGGAGCAGGCACGAGCGGCCCCUGUCCCCGGAGUGGGCCACCCGAGAGCCCUUCCCCGCCAGCGCGGGGCUCAACCCACCCCUCCGGCUGCUCGCUCCUCCCCCUGACCCCAGCGCACCCCCACCUCCCCGCCCCAGCCAGGCGAGGCUCACUCCGCCGGCGACUCGCCUGCAGCGGCCGGAGCCGCGGGAGCUGCGCGCUCGCCAGAACUCAGACGGCGGCAGGAGCCCUGGCAGCCUCGGGGUCGGGGACGCCAUGAAUGGCUCGGGUGGCCCGCGGGCCGAGGACGCCAGUGAGGCGAAUGGCAGGGACAGCUGGCAGCCCGAGGCGGUUAUCGUGCCCAUGUUGUUCGUGCUCAUCUUCUUGGUGGGCACCGUGGGCAACGCGCUGGUGCUGGCCGUGCUGCUGCGCGGCGGCCAGGCGGUCAGCACCACCAACCUGUUCAUCCUCAACCUGGGCGUGGCCGACCUGUGCUUCAUCGUGUGCUGCGUGCCUUUCCAGGCCACCAUCUACACCCUGGACGGCUGGGUGUUCGGCUCGCUGCUCUGCAAGGCCGUGCAUUUCCUCAUCUUCCUCACCAUGUACGCCAGCAGCUUCACGCUGGCCGCUGUCUCCCUGGACAGGUAUCUGGCCAUCCGCUACCCGCUGCACUCCCGAGAGCUGCGCACGCCUCGCAACGCGCUGGCUGCCAUCGGGCUCAUCUGGGGGCUGUCGCUGCUCUUCUCCGGGCCCUACCUGAGUUACUACCGCCAGUCGAAGUUGGCCAACCUGACUGUGUGCCACCCGGCGUGGAGCGCGCCUCGUCGCCGCGCCAUGGACCUCUGCACGUUUGUCUUCAGCUACCUGCUUCCCGUGCUGGUGCUCGGCCUGACCUACGCGCGCACCCUGCGCUACCUGUGGCGAACGGUCGACCCGGUGGCCGCCGGUUCGAGCGCCCGGCGCGCCAAGCGCAAGGUAACGCGCAUGAUCAUCAUCGUGGCUGUGCUCUUCUGCCUCUGUUGGAUGCCUCACCACGCGCUCAUCCUCUGCGUGUGGUUCGGCCGCUUCCCGCUUACACCUGCCACCUACGCGCUGCGCAUCCUCUCGCACCUGGUCUCCUAUGCCAACUCCUGUGUCAACCCCAUCGUCUACGCGCUCGUCUCCAAGCACUUCCGCAAGGGCUUCCGCAAGAUCUGCGCAGGUCUGCUGCGCCGUGCCCCACGUAGAGCCUCAGGCCGCGUGUGCAUCGCCGCACAGGGGACCCACCGCAGCAGCGUCCUAGAGCGCGAGUCCACCGACGGGACGCACGUGAGCGAGGCUGCCGGGCCCCCCGCCCCCGUGCUGGCACCUCUCAGCAGUCCCCCGGCCUUGAACCUGGUACCCGGGCCAUCCUGGCGGGACCAAAAUGCCCCCAAUGGCAUCCCGGCAGUGAAUGCGACCUGAGGGCACUUAUUGAGUAUGCUUUGGUGUUAAAGGAUUGGAGUCAGAGGUUGGGGGGGGG